This is a messenger RNA of Knipowitschia caucasica, 399 nucleotides long. NCBI's taxonomy places the organism in Eukaryota, Metazoa, Chordata, Actinopteri, Gobiiformes, Gobiidae. The record is from the annotation of a GenBank genome assembly.
AUGGAGCCUUUUGUGGGGACCUGGAAGCUUGCGUCCAGCGACAACUUUGACGAAUACAUGAAGGCAAUCGGUGUGGGCUUUGCGACUCGUCAGAUUGGGAACAUGGCCAAACCGAACCUUGCCUUUAGUGUGAGUGAUGGGGUAAUCUCCAUGAAGGCGCAGAGUACUUUCAAGAACACUGAAAUCUCCUUCAAACUCAAUGAGGAGUUUGAUGAAACCACCGCAGACGACCGAAAGACAAAGACCACGUUCACGCUUGAGAACGGGAAACUUGUGCAGAAACAAACUUGGGACGGAAAAACCACCAUACUGGAACGUGAGAUUCAGGAUGGAAAACUAGUGGCUAAAUGCACCAUGGAUGACAUUGUUGCAGUAAGGACAUACGAGAAGGAGGCAUAA